This is a messenger RNA of Hermetia illucens (black soldier fly), 10811 nucleotides long. RefSeq lists its product as uncharacterized. Lineage: Eukaryota; Metazoa; Arthropoda; Insecta; Diptera; Stratiomyidae. The coding region runs from base 200 to 10576 and encodes 3458 amino acids. The transcript has 6 exons. The record is from RefSeq and is a predicted model, not a curated record. Gene Ontology annotation, molecular function: protein binding.
UUUUUUUAUCGGUUUUAUUUUACUUAAGUGGUAACAUUUAAUAUAUAGCAACCUCUAAUGGAUGUGUAAAGUUGUUUUUAAUAAAUAAGAAGUGUUUUUGCCAUUCUGUUGUCAAGCCUGUGAAGUGAAAACUUAUUGGAUUGUGAAACUUUUGUGUACAAAGAGAUUUAAUAUAUUUACAUAACGUUAAAAGGACACUAUGUCUUUGAAUACCGGACGGCUGACUAUCAUUGGAAAUGAUGGUACUGAGAGAAUUCUAAAAACUAGCGGGAAAGUUUUUCGUAUUGGUUCAUAUUUGUCGUGCGAUUUUGUCUUGGACAAUCCGGACGCCAAAAGAGUUCACUGCGAAAUUCAGAGCGAUUCAUUCGGAAGGAUUACGAUUACGAAUCACAGCAAAAGGAACCCUGUUUUGGUGGACGAGGUCCCCUUGAAAGGUACGCGUCCUCUGUACACGGGAAGUGUUGUAACGAUUUUCGAAAAGAAACUUCGUUGGAUUAACAAGAAUAGGGUCCCGCGCACCGAAAAUAAUGUCGAUCAGACCAAAACGCCAAAGAAAUUAAUCAGGCGAGCGGAGCAAGCACCAAACUCCGAGCCGUCGGCUCUAAUGCGGAAGAAAGCGGCGUCGCAUAGGAUAACCAUGCACAACUUCGGACGUAAUAUGGAGCUAACCGAUGACGAUGUCCACGACGAUUAUCCGGGGGAGAACGAUGACGAUCGUCGUCAAGAUCGUUUAACUCGUGCAUCAAUAAUUUCAGCAGCGAAGACAUUCGGCGCAACUCCUCCGCGUUCUGUUAAUCGCAACUCGAGAAUGUUUAAACGCAGAACUGUUGGCACGCCCUUUAAAAAUAAGCUAGAAUUCAAAGAAAAUUCGAUACAAAAGACUGUGGAAAGCAAAAAUACAUCGCUUUUGAAAUGUCAAUCAUCGGGUAUGGUUCUGACAUCCUAUUCGCCAACUAUAACUCCAAAGAAUACCCCAAAAUCGUUCGCAUGUGUUAUGUCGAAUAGAAACACACCCAAAAGUGCAUAUGGGACACCUCGCAGUAUAUUAUCCGAGGUGAAUACUAGCGGCACUAUUGAAAGUUUGAACUCUACUCCGAAAACUCCACUUUCCAAUUUAUGCUCUAUGCAUUUGAUUGAUUUUACGACGCCGGAUGUUUAUAAGACUCCCUUGCAAAAGAGAACACCAUUGUUCAAGUCUGCGUUGAAGAAUUCAGCCGCAAGAUCAGCAACUAAAGCAACUUUUAAGGUUGAUUUGAAGACUCCUGCUUACCCUGCAUUGAAGUCAUCAGUAACAAAGGACAAACUUAAUAACACAACAAAUUCUCUAUCUCGGUCUAUGGGAAAAGGUUCAGCGAAUCGUUUUUCAGUUUCAAUGACUGAAACACCCAAAACACUAACACGGCAACGUACAUCAACCGUGGGAAGUGUAAAAGCUGUACAUAGUUUACCAAGAAUAACGUCCACAAUUAAGAGAAAAUCCUUGAACGUGACAACCCCGCUGAAAACUCCGAAAGCAAUUUUUGGCGACGGUGCAAGAAACACUCCUGGAAACAGUCGACAUUCUUGCAUUAAAGUUCCAAAGUCGUCACAAAAAAAGGUCCUCACGUCAGAGAAAAGCAAACCAGAAAGUAAAAAUAUUCGCACGCUGAAUCGUUCGACAACAUUCAUUUUAGACAGUCCAAUUGUGCUCAAAAAAGAGAACAAUAAUAAAAAGGCGAAUCCUGACAUUCCAAAGACGGCUAAUGGAAACGAAGAAAGUCCUUUCAAGAGCUUUACAAUUGAUGAUGAUUCUAAUCCAUUGACACCUCCGGAUAAGAAGACGAACCGUAAAUCGAAGCCAUUCGCCGAACCAAUCAUAGAAAUAAAUGAAAGCUCGGAUUUGCAAAUGAAAGAAGACUUGAGUGAAUACAUAGAGAAUGUGGAGGAAGAAGCCAAUUUGUCUCUGGAAAGAAAAGACGAUACCUUCAAUAAAAGUUCACUAGCUCUCAAUCUUACAUUUGACAACGAACCGGAAAUCGACAACCAAAAUGAAAGAACCGAUGAAUCCAUUAAUGCUAAUCCACCGCGAAAGUCGCUGAGACGACGCUCGUCGAAUAAUUUCGCAGACACUACUGGCAAUGGCAUAUUAAGCACAAGUGCAAAAUCCCCUUUACCUCGCAAAUCAAUUUCCCAAUUGAAUACUGAGAAAUUUGAUUCAAGCAACCUUUCAACGUCUGCUACUUUGACUGAAGGAUUUGGAACUUUCAGAGUCAGUGAUAAUCCCACAGAAAUAAAAGAUGAGGUUUCAUUUACUGGAAAACGUAAACCGACAAGACUUUCUAAAUGCAAAGCUCAAUCAGAAACAAUCGAUGAAGAAGCACGCAUUGAAGAAAAAAUAGAGGAAAUAAACUUAGAAACGUCUAAAAGACGUAAGUCCAGCAGAGUUUCAAAAUCUGUAUCGGAAUCGUUCGUGAAUUGUCAUGAAGUAGACGACACCAUCGAUUCUGUAGAGGCAGAGCAAAUUGUCUCUCAACCAAAUGAUGAGUUGGGUGUGAGCAUCCUAUCUACGUCGGCUGAAUCAUUUGAGACCUUCGAUGUCGCUGAUGAUCCAAUAGAAAUAGACGAAAUUCCAAGUAGUGGAAAGCGUAAUUCGACAAGACUUUCAAAUUCUAAAGUUAUAUCAGAUACAAUUGACGAAAAUGUGAGCAUUGAAGAAAUAAUAGAAGAAAUAGAUUCAGAACAGUCUCCUUUCGACUCCAACACAGAAAGACGUAAAUCGGGCAGAGCUUCAAAAUCUAUUUCCAAAUCAUUCGAACAUUUUCACGAAGUAGACGAAGAGAAUAUCUUAGAGCAAAUGGGCUCUCAACAAAAUGCUGACUUAGAUUUGAGCAUUCUAUCAAUGACUGCCACGUCUGUUGAAUCAUUCAAUGUUGAUGGUCCCAUAGGAAUAACAGAUGAAAUUUCAAUUGAUAAAAAACGUAAAUCGACAGGAUUUUCUAAGUUAGUGACAUCAGAGGCUAACGGGGGUGGAAGAAAUAUUGAUAUUUUGGAGCAAAAAUGCUUAAAAACGUUAACCCCCGAUCUAGGUAAACAAAGCCGCAAGUCGAACAGAAUUUCGAAAUCUGCGACAAAAUUAGCUGAAUAUGUCCAAGAAGCAAAGGACGAUGUAGAAAUUGUAGAGGAAAUUUCGGAACAGAUUGUAAUAGAGGAAAAUAAUAAGAUAUUUGAUUCAAACAAUCUUAGGUUGUCUGCUUCGUUUACUGAAUCAUUUGGAAUCUUCAAUACCACUGAUGUUCCCACGGAAAUUAAAGACGAUCAUACAAAUAAUGAAAAACGUAAAUCAGUGAGACUUACGAUGUCUAAAAUCACAUCAGAAUCAAUUGAUGGCCCGAAUAGUUCCACGACAAGUCCUUCAGAAGUUGUCGACCAAACCAACUUGGAAGCGUUCACUCCCGAUUCAAACAGGGGAGGGACACGUAAAUCUAGCAGACUUUCAAAGAUGGCAGCCAAUUUAUCUGAACACUUCCACGAAGGAAAUGACGACGAAGUAUUGUGUCAAGCUGUGUCGCCUAGUUUGCAUACUUCUACCACUAAUUCGAGAAGCCAAACACGUAGAUCAACGAGACUUGUUAAUGCCGAUGAGUCCCGAGAUACAAAACAGACAAUGAAGUCGCCCAGGAACGAUUUGUCUAAUGUUAGUGGAGUAAAGCAUUUAUGUCACCUUGAGUCCUCAAGUAAGAGUCCAAUUUUAUGUGGCAUCAAAGAAUUAGUGAAAACCCCGAAACCUGUGAAAGAUAUUAAUUUGAUUGGUGUUAGGGAAUUAGUGAAUUCUCCGAAAAGCCGAAACGAAUUGGAUAACGUUGUGGGUGUUAAGGAGCUUUUCAAUACGCCGAUACGCAACGAAUUGUCUGAUUUCGUGGGAAUAAAAGAACUAAUCCAUACGCCCAAACCAAAUAGAGGACUCGAUGACCCCAAAGGAAUGAAGGAACUGUUCAACACACCAAGCCGUGACGAACUGGCGAACUUUGUCGGAGUGAAAGAACUUUUGCACACGCCUAAAGCGGAUGACGAGAUCGAACACCCAAAAGGUUUGAAGGAGCUUUUUAACACACCGAAUCGUGAUGAGUUAUCUGACUUUAUCGGAGUGAAGGAGCUUUUGCAUACACCAAAUCCGACAAAUGGGCUCAACGAUCCCAACGGUAUGAAAGAACUUUUCAACACUCCAGCGCGUGAUGAUUUAACAGAUGUGUUCGGUGUUAAGGAGUUGGUUAACACGCCUAAACCAGAUCUCGGACUGACUGACCCCAAGGGAAUGAAAGAGCUUUUCAAUACUCCAGCUCAAAAUGAUUUAUCGAAUGUAAAAGGUGUAAAGGAACUGUUAAAGACUCCUUACCUGAGUUCUCCGCAAUUGGGAGGAGUACGGGAAUUGUUGAAAACACCAUACGCCCCAGUUGAGGACAACACUGAUGGGUUGAGCGAAAUUUUCAAAACUCCAGCAGCACGAGCAGUUAUGGUUUUGAGUACUCCGAAAAGUGUAGCUGUUGAAAGGAGUGCAAAUUUAUCUGGACACUUGUUGAGGACGCCUAAGGAAGUCGACGUGCUUGAAGAUAUAGAAGAUGUAGAAGAUAUUUACCAAACGCCGAUUUCGAGUCUAGUGUGUUCGCGGACAGAAACCAUUGAAAGUAAACCCUUAUCGCCGGAGGAGUCGUUCGACCGGUUAGCAGGGAAACCUAUUGUACGACGUACCUAUGGACGCACUUCUACAACGCCUAGAAUCCUCCCGAUACCAAUUGGAAAGGAAAAUUCAGUAAACAACGCUAAGACAGAUAUUGAAGAAUGGAUUAACAAUGUGCAGAAUGUCGAAGGAAUAUGUGAGGAUUCUGAGAACGUUAGUGAUUCACCAGCGAUCAAGAUGAGCAACAGACCUCUCGCGGCUAGCAGCUCAAUCAAACCGGCCACACGUAGGUCCCAGCGAGUGGCAAAAGAUUUUCCAAAGGACGUUGAUUUGAAUGAGAUGAGUGGGAUAGAACAUUUGGAUAACACGAUGUUAUCAACUUGUGAAAUUUCACGGGUUUCUUUGGAGUCAGAUGUGGGAAACAGCAUCAGCAGGAUCAAUACCGAAACAGAGAAUGUGGCAAGUAAUAAAAACUCGGUUUCUCGACAACAGAACACAAAUCUAAAUACACCCCAAAAGUCAGUUCAUUUUGUGGAGCACUCAUCGAAACCCCUUAUGAAAGUGACUCCACAAAUUCGACGACUUCGCAACCGAGUUUCCACACCGUAUGCGAAAAAGCAGGCCCCAAAUGCAUCCACUAAAGACCCCUUCGGUGAUUUGUCGAUACAGUUCAUUGAUGAAUCUACAGUCAAUGCAUCUGAUGUUGAAAACAGUGCGAAAAGUACUUCCCGAUAUAAAAUAAGGAAAAGUGGAAGAGGCACCGAUUUUUCUCUAGAGCUAAUCGAAUCGAAUGACGAAAGUAGUAUAAAACGUGACGGUACCACCGAUGACACCAUCUUUGAUGAUAUCGAAACAAUCUCCGUUAGCAACAGCGCAGAAAAAUCAAAGCUGGAGAAGCGCAAAACUAGAAAGACGAUUACUGAAAAUGAAUGUGUAAUUUUCAUAAGUGAUGAUGAAGGCAGUUGCGAGUUUGAAGUAGUUGAUAACGAAUCAAAUAAUAGUUUGAGCAAGAUUGAAAAAUCACGGAAGUCAGAGGGGCAGAAAACGGUUGAAUUCAUAGCUUUGAAUGAAUUAAGCGCAAUUUCGACUCGAACGUUGCAAACACCGAACACGGAUGCAUUUAAAAGUCAGCUAAAUAUUUCGAACAUCGUCGAACGGUCGAAUGAAGAACUGACAAGGUCGCUACAUUCUUUAAUUCAUUCUUCCUCAAUGCAGGAGGAGGAGGAAGAAAAAUUACUCGAAUUAUAUGAAUUGGAAGCAUCUGGUGAAAAGAAUGCUGAAGAUACACGAGAGAGUAUUGAAGCAGUUUAUGUUGAUGUAGAUAGUCGUCUAGAGGGGACUCGUACGAAUGGAACAUUUAGUGAAUCGUUUAUCUCUACAGAUAACAACACUCAAAGUCAAACUGAGGAAACGAUUGAUAUACAAUCUAGGAGAAGAUCGUCCAGGAGAAUAACAAAUCAAACUUCGGAAAUUCUGUCAGCUUCAAAUUCCAAACAGGAAACCAUAGACGAAAGCAGAUACGAGCAGAACAAUCCCAAUGAAAGUGUACAAUCGGUUGUUACAGAUGGAGGUGAAACUGAAGCAACGGAGACUGCUGAUGAUGCUGCAAAUGAGUCGGACGUUUUUAGUAAUUUUAUUACCAAACCAGCAACUAAGAUUCGUCUUUCGAGUAAACCUCAAACGCCUCAAGUAGAAAAAGUGAAGAGAACACAAAAAUCACGGAAGACUUUGGGCGCUACAACAGAUGCAUCGCCCAUUGAUUUGGAACGUGAAAAAAUGAAUCUAGAAUUUUCUAAUUUCGAUAUGAAUCGUAAGGAAAAUAUGGGGCACGGCUCACAAACGCCCCAAGUCGAGAAAGUGAAACAGAGAACACAAAACUUACGAAAGACUUUGGGCGCUUCGUCAGACGCACCACCUAUUGAUUUGGAACGUGAGAAAAUCAAUUUGGAAUUUUCUAAUUUCGAAAUAAAUCCCGAAGGAAGAACGACGCGCGGUUCCCAAACGCCUCAAGUGGAAAAAACAAAGCGAAGGGAGCAAAAAUCACGGAAGACUUUGGGCGCUUCGACAGACGCACCUCCUAUUGAUUUGGAACGUGAGAAAAUCAAUUUGGAAUUUUCGAAUUUCGAAAUGAAUCCUGAGGGAAGAACAACGCAGGGACCACAAACACCUCAGGUUGAGAAAGUGAAGCAGAGAACAGAAAAAUCAAGAAAGACUUUGGGCGCUUCGGCAGACGCAUCACCUAUUGAUUUAGAACGUGAAAAAAUGAACCUGGAGUUUUCUAAUUUCGAAAUGAAUCCUGAAGGCAGAACAACGCAUGGUUCGCAAACGCCUCAAGUGGAGAAAGUGAAACGAAGAGAGCAAAGAUCACGGAAGACCUUGGGCGCUACAACAGAAACAUCGCCCAUUGAUUUGGAACGUGAGAAAAUGAAUCUUGAAUUUUCCAAUUUCGAGAUGAAUCCUAAGGGAAGAACAGCACGCGGUCUAUCUGAGCUUUUUUCAAACCCAGCUAGACUGACUGUCAGUCGUCGUACGACCGGCAAGUUGCCGCUCAAUCCAGGCUUCGAUCUUCAGGCUGAAAAAGAUCGUCGGAAUUUGAGUAUUGAGUUUGAAAAUUUCGAGCCAAAUGAAUUGAAAUAUAAUUCACGUGGACGCUCAUUAGCACCUGGAAAAAUAGAGGAGACAGAAGCAGCAACACCUUCAGGACACCGUCGGACUAUGGGAAGCAAACCGAUAACCGAAACAUUUGAUAUAACAAAGGAAGUGGAACGCUAUAAUAUGGAUCUUGAAUUCGAGAACUUCGACCCGAACGAUCGAAUAGAAGAUAGAGGACAAUCUCAAAGUUUUCUACAGGAAACAGAACCAAAAACUUCACACAAAAAACGUCUUACAGUCGGUCAGUCGCCAUUAACUGAUAUCUUCGAUGUGGAAGCGGAAGUUCGUCGUUUAGAAUUCAAGAAUUUCCAGGUUGCGCCAAAUAUCCAAAAGAUUCGAGGUCAAUCCCUAAGUCCUUCUGCUGUUGCAAUCGAACCCAGGGCCAUUGCUAAAGAUCGAAGAACGUUGGGUGAUCAGACCUAUUCCGAUUUCAAUAUUGAGGAAGAAAGAAUCAAACUCCUCAUGGCUAGCCGAAAAUUUGAAGAACAUCGUGCCAAAUCGGAGGCGACCGAAUAUACGGAAAUUGGAGAAAUUGGGAAAGAAUUAUCACCAAUAAAGGAUAAAACAGCAGGUGACGAGGGAAAUGCAGAUCUCAGAGAGCAAUUAUCUCCGAACAUGGCGAUAGAAUCUGUACAAGUAAAAAAUUACGUUGUUGCUUUCGAUGCAACCAAGGCUGAGGAGAAGGAGGAAGGAUCUUCUACAAGAGGGCGGAAGCCGAGAAUACGAAAAGACGCCAAGAAGAAGCCACAAGAAAUACCCGAAGAAACAACUGUCAUUUCAAAUGAUGUUGUCAAUAACAUAGAAGGCGAGAAAGAUGAAGAAUCGCGGCGAGUACGGUUUGGUGAAAAUAUUUACUAUGAAAUCCAUCAAGAUUCUAAUGAGACUCAAGAGGAAAGUAAAUCCACCAGAAAACGACGAAACCAAAAUACUAAAUUGCUGGGGACUUCUGAAAAGCAAAGUAGAUCAACAUCGAAGUCUCGCAGGGCCUUAAAGCCAGUGGAUAAGGAAGAACUUAUUGAGGAAGAUAAGAAAACAGAUUCUCCGUUAGUGGAAGAGAUUCAUCAAAUUGAAUUGUAUGAUGAUCCGGAUGGAAACAAGGAGAAUAAGCGUAGAGUUCGGCGUGGUAAGAAGGGCGACGAUACAACAAAAGGUGGAAGCAAAUUGGACCUCGACAACGAGAAUCAGGUUGCUAUUCAAGAGGAGAUCGAACCGAAAACUAUUGCCGUUGAAAUAAAAGCGAAAACUCGCAACACCAGGGCAAAAUUGACCGUUGAAACAUCUGAGGUCGCUCCAACAAGUGAAGUGCAAAACAUGCAGUCAGAUUCAACAAUUGAGAAAUCUGCACAUAUUACAAAAGCACGAAGAACUCGGCGACAACUUGUUUCAAAUGAAGAUAUAUUUGGCAGCAAUAUUGAGAAACCUGAUUUGUCCUCGAUCGAUAAGGAGAUUGACAAAUCUAAUGCAAGUCAAGAGUUAAGCGAUGGUAUCUCGUCCCGUUCGAAGUUGAAACGUGGUCAGAAGGUAGCUAUAGCUGAGAAUGAGUUGUUAACGGAGCAGCCGUCAACUGUAGAGGAAGUGUUGGAAUCUGAACCGACAAGCAAAAUCAAGUCUAGGUUCCUAAGGGCCAGAGCAAACUCUGUUGCUGAUACACCGGAGGCGAUUGUACCAAAACGAAGAAAUCGACGACAUCCCGCCCCGAAAGAGAUUGACACUGAACCCAACUCGGAAAAAUCUGACGGCGCGAGUGUCGUUAAAACAGUUGAGGAUUCUAACGCAAAUGGUGUAUCGAUCGAUGAAACCUCAAUGCAGCCAAGAUUGAAUCGUGGUCGCAAAGCAGCUGUGGUUGCGAAUGACUCACCACUGCCUCAAUCAUCCAGUGAGCUAGAACCUGAAGAUGAGCUGGUCGUAAACAAAUCCAAAUCAAGAAAGACGAAACUGAAAACGGCGAUAGGAAAGCCAGAGAGCAGCACGCCUGUAAAAAGAUCCCGAAGACAACCUAAUCAAAUAGACCAACCAUCCGAAAAUAACCUAGAAGCCAAUACAGCAGCCGGUAAUAAAAUUGAUAAUUCUACUUUAGAUCACCAUUCAAAUGAUGAAGUGCCUUCACAAUCGAAACCUACACGAGGACGUAGAGCUGCUGUGAUUUCAGCCGAACGGACAGAGAAUAGCACACCAGUAAAAAGGAGCCGAAGAAAACCCGCACAAAUAGACCAACCAACCGAAAGUAACCUAGAAGCUGAUUUAGCAGAUAAUAAGAUUGACCAUUCUACUUUGAAUUAUCAUUCAAAUGAUGAGGUAUCUUCAAAAUCAAGGGCUACACGGGGGCGUCGAGCUGCCGUGAUCUCAACUGAGCCAACAGAGAACAUCACACCAGUACAAAGAACCCGGAGACAACACGCUCAAAUAGAUCAACCAAUCGAAAAUAACCGAGAGAUUGAUUCAGCCGAAAAUAAAACUGACAACUCUGCUUUGGAUCAUCAUUCAAAUGAUGAGCUGCCUGCACAAUCGAAACCUACACGUGGGCGUUGUGCUGCCGCGAUUUCAGCUGAGUCAAGAGGGAACAAUACACCAGUACAAAGAACCCGAAGACAACCUGCUCAAAUUGACAAAUCAAUCGAGAAUAAUCGAGAGGUUGAUUCAGCCGAUAAUAAAACUGACAAUUCUACUUUGGAUCAUCAUCAUUCGAAUGAUGAAGUGCCUUCACAACCAAAACCUACACGGGGGCGUAGAGCCGCCGCAAUUCCGGCUGAGCCAACUACAGAACAAUAUCCUGCGGAAAUCAACCCACCAAUGACUGAUCCUAGUUCACAAGGAACUGAAAAGAAGCCGACCCGCAAGACGAGAGUGAAGUCGAAGAUCGAUACCCCUCAAGAUGUGGUCCCUUCAAAACGAACCCAAAGAAAGCAAGUUGCCUCUGCAGUCGAAUCAUCCGAAGAAAAUGUAAGAAUUCCCAACCUCUCACAGUUGCCAAACGAAGCUUCAACAUCCACGACGGAUUUGAACUCACUAACCGUACCACACCAAAGACUGAGACGUGGGCGUAAACCAACGGUGGCCACUUCAAGUGAAUCGGAACAACCAGCCAGUGAAGUUGAAGAAGGUGAGUUGGGCGCGAAACAGUCCCUUCAACACGCUAAAGAAGAUACAGCAGCGAGCGACUCCUUGCUGAAGCGUAGUUCAAAAACAUCAACUAAACGUAAAAUGGAAAAUGAAGAGAAAGAAAGCUCGACAAAUGAUAUCGUAAAAAGAACUAGGACACGAAGGAAAUGAAUCAAAUUCGGACUAUGAUUAUUUAGUUUAGAUUUUAAGUGAAAUAUUCAUCAUUUUGUAGUUUAUGAUUUUAUUUUUCGAUUGAUACCAAUUUGAAGCUAAGUAUAUCAUGAUUUCUACAGAGUUGGAGCGAAGAAGAAAUUUAUUAUUAAUUAUUGCAAGGCUUUUUUGCUUUUCAUCCGUAUUUUCUAUCUGCUAGCGUUGUAAGUUUUUUCUAUUAAAUAAUAUAAAUAAA